This is a messenger RNA of Sciurus carolinensis (gray squirrel), 2545 nucleotides long. RefSeq names its product G protein-coupled estrogen receptor 1 (gene Gper1). The coding region runs from base 550 to 1677 and encodes 375 amino acids. Gene Ontology annotation, molecular function: G protein-coupled receptor activity. Gene Ontology annotation, biological process: G protein-coupled receptor signaling pathway. The transcript has 2 exons. The record is from RefSeq and is a predicted model, not a curated record. Gene Ontology annotation, cellular component: membrane. NCBI's taxonomy places the organism in Eukaryota, Metazoa, Chordata, Mammalia, Rodentia, Sciuridae.
CAGCCACAGGCGCUGGUUCGCGGGCUUCCUGGGGAACCUUCCCAGCAGGCCUCCCCAGGAGGGGUCUUUUCUCUUUCGCUCUCACUGCUUCCAUGCAAGUCCAGGAUCGCGCCACUGCAGGCAAGUCCCAAGUGCACUGCCAGCAAACUCCAAGGAGUGGGAAGAGAACCCAAGCGGCUCAGCUCGGGGACAACCAUCUUUCCAAGACAACAAAACCAAGAGUUCUAGACUACCCUCUCCUGCUCAUGUGACACGCCACAGAUCAUCUUUGUCCUGUCCUGUCUGCCUCUCCAGGUGUCCAGACAGUAAGCGUGCACUUUACCAGUCAUGAGCCAGCUCCCCCGACCAGUGUGCCAAGUGACCCACUAGCCAUGAGCCAGCUUCUGCUGCAGACCAGCUACACCUGUGCAUUCAACUUUCUGCAACUGCGACACCCAAAUGUCCAGCUCUUUGCAGAGAGAAUCACCUUUCUCUCUAAAGAUGGAGCCACUGCUGCAAACUAACUUCUGUGACCCUUCUGGCAAAUGCUGAAGACGGCGCAGUGGAAACAUGGAUGUGACCUCUCCGCCCCACACCUUUGGCAUGGAGAUUUACCCAGGCGCCACGCAGCUGGCAGUCUCCAAUAGCACCUCCCCGGAACUCAACCUGUCCCUUCCGCUACACGGCACUGCCCUGGUGAACCAGACAGAGGACCUCUCCGAGCACCAACAGUAUGUCAUUGGCCUCUUCCUCUCAUGUCUUUACACCAUUUUUCUCUUCCCCAUUGGUUUUGUGGGCAACAUUCUGAUCCUGGUGGUGAACAUCAGUUUCCGUGAGAAGAUGACAAUUCCCGACCUAUACUUCAUCAACCUGGCGGCGGCAGACCUCAUCCUGGUGGCCGACUCCCUGAUCGAGGUAUUCAACCUGGACGAGCAGUACUACGACAUUGCCGUGCUCUGCACCUUCAUGUCUCUCUUCCUGCAGAUCAACAUGUACAGCAGUGUCUUCUUCCUCACCUGGAUGAGCUUUGACAGGUACAUUGCACUGGCAAAAGCCAUGCGUUCCAGUCUCUUCCGAACAAAACACCAUGCCCGGCUGAGCUGCGGUCUCAUCUGGAUGGCCUCAGUCUCUGCCACGCUGGUGCCCUUCACAGCCGUCCACCUGCAGCACACGGAGGAGGUCUGCUUCUGCUUUGCGGAUGUCAAGGAGGUGCAGUGGCUUGAGGUCACCUUGGGGUUUAUCAUUCCUUUCGCCAUCAUUGGGCUCUGCUACUCCCUCAUCGUCCGGGUUCUUGUCAAAGCUCACAAGCACCGAGGCCUGCGCCCCCGGAGACAGAAAGCCCUCCGCAUGAUCUUCGCCGUGGUCCUGGUCUUCUUCAUCUGCUGGCUGCCAGAAAACGUCUUCAUCAGCGUUCACCUCCUGCAGCGCACACAGCCAGGGGCUGCUCCCUGCAAACAGUCCUUCCGCCAUGCCUACCCACUGACUGGCCACAUUGUCAACCUUGCAGCUUUCUCCAACAGCUGCCUGAACCCCCUCAUCUACAGCUUCCUCGGGGAGACCUUCAGGGACAAACUCAGGCUGUAUGUGGAACAGAAGACAAACUGGCCAGCUGUGAACCGCUUCUGCCACGCUGCCUUGAAGGCAGUCAUUCCAGACAGCACCGAGCAGUCAGACGUCAAGUUCAGCAGUGCCGUGUGAGAAGCCUCCCCAGCAGAGACCCAGCUGUGGUGCUACUCACAGGAACUGCACACAGGCCAAGGUGGGCCGGAGGCAUGGGUCAAGUCACGGUCCCAAACCUCAGUGCCUCAUGAGGGUCACACCAGCUGGGUUGCCCUUGGGACCCCUAGGGAACCUCGCUCCAGGCCUUCCUGAUUUCAUCCUGCUCACAGACCUACACAGAUCCCAGUGCUCAUGACUGCAGGUCAUGUGACUGACCUCAAAGGACACCAGAACCAGUUUGUCCUCAGCUCUCUCUACCAUACUAUUUCCCCAGUGGAAAAUGAUUCUGCCAUUGACCGAUGACAGCCAAAAGGAGGGAGGCAUUCUGGGUGAAGAAUCUUAGUUACCAGUAAAUCUGCAACACACCUGCCAACCUGAGGGAAAAGGAAAUUGGGAGACCGAAUCUGCUCAACAGACCUGAAUUGGAUCUCAUGUCUGUGAUGUGUAACUCACCAUGCACAUGCAAACUAGUCCACCCUAAGUCGAAGGGGAAAAGAAAACGUGUCCUGCACAUACCUGAGCAUCCGUCAUCUCUCGGAAUGCUGCACUGCUGCCCCCUGGCUGGCGCUUGUAACGACUGAGCAAUCUGCGCAGAGCUAGGAAGGGCCUCUAAUGAAAUACCUGCUCAGAGAAGCGUUGAGGUGUGUGAUUGUUUACGACAGACUUGACAAUUAUGUGAACUUGGAUGGAGACCAUGAGAGCUGCGUGCAGUUUAAAGGGACACACACAGAAACACUUUGGCAUGUGUGGAUGAAGAAUCUGCCUCUACAAAAUAACCGUAGGAACAAUGACAAUGGCAACAUAAGCAGUUCUCAAUAAAAUGUAACCAAAAAAAAAAAAAAAAAAA